Oreochromis niloticus (Nile tilapia) is the source of this 3405-nucleotide messenger RNA. Its product is annotated as piggyBac transposable element-derived protein 4-like. Lineage: Eukaryota; Metazoa; Chordata; Actinopteri; Cichliformes; Cichlidae. The transcript has 2 exons. The coding region runs from base 1570 to 2925 and encodes 451 amino acids. The record is from RefSeq and is a predicted model, not a curated record.
CUUGGGCCUUUUUAAUAUUGAAUAUACCUUUUUAAACAAAGAGAAGAGAAAAAAAAAACUAGAGCACAUAGCGAAAGUGUACAAUAGCAAGAAGGUUAAUGGUAUGCAGUUGGGUCAUAUAAACACAUGAACUGAUAAUAAGGAAGUGAAGAAAAAGGCUCAGUGAAUUAUGGAAAGUCAAUCAGCAGCCUGAGCCUUGAAACAGCAAAGCUAUGGAAGCCUAACUAUACAUGUAAGAUUUAUCAAAAAGGGAAGCUCAAGGGCCUAUCAUACAGCCCAAACUGUGAGCAGAUUGCACAAGAGCCUCCCAUUAUACUUUUUUCUUGUCCCUGUCAGUACCCUAAUUGUCGGAUUUUGGAUCAUAUGAAGGCUUUUCAGAGAGCUUUUAAAACAAUAAUAGAAAGUUACAAGAGUUUAGCUACCUUCAAAGUAAUAAAUAUAGGAACAGCAUCUCUCCGAGAGGAUGUUUCUUUUGUAAAAAUGAAAGAAAUCACUCCUAAGUAUUUGUUUAACCCUAGAACACUAUCGCCGGGUGAUUUUCACCCAAGCAAAUGUAUUUACAUAAUUUUCAAUAUGUUGUGUUUGUCUGAGUGUGGUGGGUGUCCCUGGGUAGCUUCAGCAUUGUCUUUGACGUCUUUGAAGGCGUGGGUGUUUCCCUACCCCAAAUCCUGCUUUUUCCUACAGGCAUGUGUUUGGGUGAAUUUCACCCGGCAAUAGUGAUAGAGGGUAAAGUAGGUUUUGGGUGGAUUUCACCCGGUGAUAGUGUUAGUGUAUAAAAUCAGGUGAUCUUGCCGCAUUUCAAGGGUGACAACAUUCAGGCUCACCAUAUUUACUGUCCCUCUUCAACUACAGCUGUCACCCUGUUGCAGGUUCAGUGUCUUUGGCAUCCCAGCUAGUGAGUAACACAUAGGUAAGGUUUGUUUAACUUGGCAAUUGUUAGCUGAUUAGAUUUCUUUUUCUUUCUUUUUUUUAAUCUAAAAGCUAUGUUAUGUAGCUAGCUAGAUAACUGUGCACAUUAUUUCUUUCAGCAAAUAGCUAGCAAGAUAGCUAGCUGGUGAAGUUCUAGCACUCCUCUGGGGGAAAAAAAUGCCAAAAAGGAAACCACUGAAGUACUUGACCCAAAAGGAAAUAGAAGAGAUUCUAUUCAGGGAAAGCAGUGAUGAAGAUGUUGAUCGUGUGGAAGCAGAAGAGAUGUGCGACAGUGACGUGGACUACAUUCCAAAACCGGGUGAUGAUGACAGUGAUAGUGAUGGCUUUGAGCCUUGCACUUCAAGUCAUCAGAGAAAAAAAAUGCGACAUCAUGAUUCAAGUAGACUGACCACCAGACAAAUUCCCACCUCAGGACCUGUUGCCUCUAGGUUUACUGCCAAUCUUACUUCCCCUGCCACGCCUGAUGCGGUCCCUGCCACGCCUGAUGUGGGUCACAGGGGGAGAGGACACCGCCAUGUGAAUGAUGACAUGGCCUAUAUUGUGAGACUCCAAAACAAGUCUUACAGGAGUACUUCUGGUUUCCAGUGGAGUUCUCGGCCUCAGACAUUGGCAGCUACCAGGACAGCUGCAUGAAAUAUCAUGCCUGCUUUUACACCAGGACCAACACCAGAAGCAUCACAUGCUGACACCCCUGAGCAGUGUUUCACAUUAUUUUUUGAGGACCAAAUCAUCGACGAAAUUGUGACAUGGACGAACAUCCGUAUUGAUGCUGAAGCUAUGAAGUAUCGGAAGAUAACAGGUACUUUCCAGAGAACAACCCCAGCAGAGGUGCGUGCAAUGCUAGGGAUUUUUAUCUCUAGUGGUUGCCAGAUGGACAACCAUUUGUCUACUAAAGAAAUGUGGAACCCUGCUACUGCUGCACCUGUGUACCGUGCUGCUAUGUCUGAGGGUCGCUUUUCAUUCCUCCUUAGCUGUCUCCGAUUUGAUGACCCUGACACACGGCAAGAAAGACAGGCCAUGGACAAAUUUGUUCCCAUUAGAAAUAUAUGGCAAAUAUUCAUUGACAACUGUAAAAUGUUAUAUGUGCCCAGUCAAAACAUAACUGUAGAUGAACAGUUGCUUGGAUUUAGAGGGAGGUGUCCAUUUAGAAUGUACAUCCCCAACAAACCUGCCAAAUAUGGUAUCAAGCUUGUCCUUGCCAAUGAUGCCCAAAGCAAGUACCUGCUGACAGGAAUACCAUACCUGGGGAAACUUGUAACACAACGACAGGAUGGACAAAGUCUUGGCCAGCAUUUCACCAAGGAGCUGACCAAACAAUAUCACCAUACAAACAGGAAUGUGACCACUGAUAAUUGGUUCACUUCUGUGCCACUGGCGAUUGAUCUGCUGCAGAACUGUGGCAUGACCUUAGUGGGAACAAUAAAAGCAAACAAAAGGGAGAUCCCACAAGUGAUGAAAGUUAAAGAAAAUCACGCGCCAGGCUCCAGUGCAUUUCUCUUUACCAAAGAACUAACCUUGGUGUCCUUCCUCCCUGACAAAGCUUCAAAAAAGAAGGUUGUACUGCUCCUGUCAUCCAUGCACACACAACCAAGCAUAGGACCCACUCGCAUGCCCGAAGUGAUUGAAUUUUACAACAAAACAAAGGGAGGUGUCGAUACUUUUGACCAGAUGUGCGCUCACUAUGGUUGUGGAAGAAAAACCAAGAGAUGGCCUCUUUGCGUGUUCUAUGGCAUGAUCAAUGCUGAUGUGAUAAACUCAUGGAUCAUUCACAAUGAGAAUGCAAUGAAGAGAGGUGACAACCAAAUGCAGAGGAGGCCUUAUAUGCAGGCUUUGGCAUUGGCACUCAUCAAACCAUGGGCAGAGCAGAGGCUCCCCUCUUCAAAUCUGUCACGUCAACUCAGAGUCCUGAUCUGUAGCGUGCUCGACAUCCCUACCCCUGGCACUCUUGAAGGUGAGGCAGGACCAGUGGCAGCAGAAAGCAGUCAGGUGUGCUGACUGCCUCUCAGGCUUGGACAGGAAGACGCGAUACAGGUGCCAUGUCUGCCGUCGACCGGUGUGUCCAUGCCAUUACUACCCUGUGUGUACUGACUGCAUGUAAGAAAUAGCUGUUCGCAUGUCAAGGAGACUGUGCCUUCACCAGGGAAGACUCAAAUAUCCCAGGAAUGGGUGGACAAGACCAAGUUUCCAGCAUCAUUAUAUUUUUGUUUAGGAUUUGUUUUGUUCUCCAACUGCUAAUUUUCCAGAAAUUUUGGAGCAUUUUUUAGGGUCCCCCCAUGAAACUUUUUUUCCAUUUUGUUAGAUAUGGCACAGCUGAAAAUAAAAGAAAACCACUCUAAUUUGUCAUGUGUUGUCAUAUAUUUUAUAUAUUUUGAUGACAAGUACUUUUUGUUGGGUAUAUUAUAUUGGGUAAAAAUCACCCGACGUUAGUGAUGGUGUUACUAUUUUUAGCGAUAGUGUUCUAGGGUUAAUGUACAU